Molecule: messenger RNA, 1709 nt
Organism: Cynara cardunculus var. scolymus (artichoke)
Lineage: Eukaryota; Viridiplantae; Streptophyta; Magnoliopsida; Asterales; Asteraceae
Product: protein ABHD11
Exons: 13
Coding region: 153-1313 (386 amino acids)
Source: RefSeq, a predicted model, not a curated record
UUCCAUCUUCCUUCGAUACCUCCGUCCGCAUAACCAUUCUCUUCAUCACCUCAUAUCCAGUUGUUUCCUGCACCAAUUCAACUGCAUUCUUGCCUAUCCAUCAUAGAUCAGAAGUAAACAACUUUCUUCAAUCGGUGUAUGAUCAUUUUGAAAUGUCUGCAGCGGUUUUGAAAUUUUCGGUCUGCCGACGACACACUGAGGCAUCUUCGCUCAGAAUUAGGUCAAAUUUGAAGCCUUUUGCUGUGAUUAAUUGCAAGCUGCCAAAUAUUUCAAGAUUUUCUCAGAGUGGAACAUUAUGCAUCCAGCUGUCACCAAAGGGUCAGUCAAGGAGGCCAUCGACAAGCGCAGACUUUCAAAUGACAUUAGUAGAUGAGAGUAUUGGUAGAGGGAAAAUUGUAAUAAAGCCCUCUGAAAUAUUGGCAUAUGAUCUUGUUCAGGGACCACUUGUUAGAUGGAGUUACAUUGCUGACAAAUCAGUACCUUGUCCACCGACAGCUGUUCUUUUGCAUGGCAUUUUAGGUAGCAGGAAGAACUGGGGAACCUUUGCUCGGAGAUUAGCUCAGGAAUUUCCAAACUGGCAGUUUCUCUUGGUUGACCUGCGAUGUCAUGGUGAUUCAGCAUCUAUCACAAAGACAGGACCUCAUACCGUUUGCUCAGCCGCUCUUGAUGUCCUAAAGCUCCUUGGGCAUCUUAGAGUAACACCACGAGUCAUAAUUGGUCACAGCUUUGGAGGAAAAGUUGCACUGAGCAUGGUUGAACAAGCUGCAAAGCCACUUGCACGGCCUGUCAGAGUUUGGGUUUUAGAUGCUACACCUGGAAAGGUUCGAGCUGGUAGAGAUGGAGAUGAUCAUCCUGCCGAAUUGAUAACUUUUCUAAGUGCAUUGCCAAAAGAGGUCGUAUCAAAAAGGGAGAUCAUCCAUGCACUUGUGCGUGAGGGGUUUUCAAACGAUGUGGCACAGUGGGUCGUUACAAAUCUUCGGCAGACUAACCCUUCUGAUUCAUCUCCUGGUUUUUCUUGGACAUUUGACCUCGAUGGGAUUGCUGAAAUGUAUCAAUCUUAUGAAGAAACAAAUUUGUGGGAGGUGGUGGAAGAUGUACCUAGAGGUGUACAUGUGAAUUUUCUAAAAGCAGAAAGAAGCUUACACAGAUGGGCACUUGGAGAUCUACAGAGGAUUCAUGCAGCUGAGGAGCAAGCUGCAGAAGAGGGUGGUGGAGUCGAAAUGCAUGUUCUUGAAGAUGCAGGCCAUUGGGUACAUGCUGAUAAUCCGGAUGGGCUCUUCAGGAUUUUAUCCUUCUCGUUUCAAGGAAUGUGAAUUUAAGAAACUUGGUUUUCACCAUAUUCUCUGCAAAAACUGGCCCUUUCUCUCUACUUCAAGGUAUUAUUGACCAUUUCCUAAAAUCAUAAUGUCACAUGCACUACUUUGUUUAAAUUAAGUAAGAUGCUAUACAACUAGGUUUGUUGGGAUGUAGAGACCAAAGACCUAAUCGCGUAGACAUGAGACCGGGGUGUCCGAGAUUGUAAGUUCGACCUCGAAUAACUUUGUGCUCAAGCUCGAGCUCGGAUAUGUUUUCAAUGUCCAAGCUCGAAAUCUUGAUGCUCGUUAGCAAAAUUAUGGAUUAUACCUAAAAAUUCAAAUUUUAUAAGCUCGUUUAUGGGCUUGAACUCAACCUUGAUAAUUUUUGUAUUUUGAUUGUAUAAUUUAUGAAUA